AUGCGAAAGCUUGCGCUGAACAAUCACAAUGAAAUAGAUAUACUUGGGCUAGGAACAUACGAGACAAAGCGCGAAGAGGCAGACACGGCGGUGGGCGCCGCCAUGGAGGCGGGGUACCGGCUCUACGACACUGCGCAGGUGUACAAGAACGAAAAGCAGGUAAGCGACGCCAUAAAGAAAACCGGCAUGCCCAGAAAAGAGGUGUUUAUAACCACAAAAGUGAGCACGUCCAACCAAGGAUAUGACGAGGCCAUGCGGUCUGUCCGAGAAAGCCUUUCUCUGAUGGGCGAGGAGUAUGUUGACCUUGUUUUGAUCCACUGGCCAGGCGCGAAGGGGGUGGACCUGCAGAGCCCAAAGAACAAAGAGCUUAGGCACGGGUCGUACAGGGCUCUUCUGGAGCUGCAGGAGGAAGGAGUGGUCAAAAACAUUGGCGUGAGCAACUUCAUGUGCAGCCACUUGCGAGGGCUCUUUGAAGAGUUUGACAAAAAGCCGCAGGUGAACCAAAUAGAGCUUUCGCCCACAUGCUAUCCAAAGGACGUGGUGGAAUACUGCCAAAGCAACCGCGUGGUGGUGCAGUCGUACUCGACGCUGGCCAGGGGCCUUCUUCUCUCCGAGGAGUAUCUGAAGAGCUCUGCGCAGCUUUCCCGGAUGAAGGAAAAAGGCUCUCUGGCAAACCAGAUCCUCAAAUGGUCGAUGAACAAAGACUGCUGCGUGAUCCCAAAGAGCGUGCACCCUGCGCGAAUCGCUGAAAACUUCAAGGCGCUGGAGCAGGCGCUGGACCCUGAGGACGAGGAGUACCUAAACAGCUUCCCCAUACAGAACAGAACCUGCUGGGACCCGAACACAAUUGCAUAG
Messenger RNA from Nematocida major, 855 nucleotides. RefSeq lists its product as uncharacterized. The coding region runs from base 1 to 855 and encodes 284 amino acids. The record is from RefSeq and is a predicted model, not a curated record. Gene Ontology annotation, molecular function: oxidoreductase activity. The transcript has a single exon. Lineage: Eukaryota; Fungi; Microsporidia.